Molecule: messenger RNA, 475 nt
Organism: Drosophila rhopaloa
Lineage: Eukaryota; Metazoa; Arthropoda; Insecta; Diptera; Drosophilidae
Product: mitochondrial translation release factor in rescue
Exons: 1
Coding region: 1-444 (147 amino acids)
Biological process (GO): translational termination
Cellular component (GO): mitochondrion
Molecular function (GO): translation release factor activity
Source: RefSeq, a predicted model, not a curated record
AUGCUGCGCGGUCUGGUACGGUUCCUGGCGCUUCCUCCGCCCGCUGUGCGCUGCAAAUCCACUGCCAAUCUGGACUACUCCCGCUUUCCCACGCUCCAGGAGUCCGAGAUCGAGGAGACCUUCAUGCGCGGCAGUGGUCCAGGUGGCCAGGCGGUAAACAAGACCUCCAACUGCGUAUUCCUGCGCCACCUGCCCACCAACAUAACCAUUAAGUGUCACACUCAUCGACUAGCAUCCAAAAACCGGGUGGAGGCCCGGAAAAUGCUGCUGGAGAAACUUGAUGUACAUCUUAAUGGGGAGCAUUCAAUUACGGCGCAGAUCAAGGCCCAAGAGCAGCGAAAAUCGACGGAGCGGCGACGUCGGCAGGGCAAACUACAGGAGAUGAAGAAAAGCUGGCAGGAUAGAGAGCGCACAGAUGGAGGAAUCGAAUCCACUGAUAAAUAGUCAAUAUAAAUACUUUUAUACCAACAUAAAA